Messenger RNA from Tremella mesenterica DSM 1558, 1800 nucleotides. RefSeq lists its product as uncharacterized. The coding region runs from base 1 to 1800 and encodes 599 amino acids. The transcript has 5 exons. Lineage: Eukaryota; Fungi; Basidiomycota; Tremellomycetes; Tremellales; Tremellaceae. The record is from RefSeq and is a predicted model, not a curated record.
AUGAGCACUCGCCAACAACUCGACGCCUAUCAGUCCUUCGUGGAACGGUACGCCGCUGCCCGUCAGUUCACUCAUGCUGCCCUCUCUCAGCAGAGGAAUACCCCCCGCCAAGUGUCGUCCAUGGGUUUCGGGGCCCUGGCUAUCACCGAUGGCUCGCCCUUCGUCGCGGCCCCUCCUGACGCCGGAGCUUCCGCUGCGGCUCCUUCUUCCGCCGAGUCCCCCAUUACGGCUCCGACCCCUCUCUCCUCUGGCCAACAGGAGGCCAGACCUGCUCCUGUUGGCCCUUCGCAAGCUUCGGGUCAGUCUGCUACUGUGGUGGAGAUUGAUGAUGACGACGAGGAUAUGGAUAUCGUUGAUAGUGAUGAUGAGAUGGAUGAUGUUGUUGAUGGUGAGGAAACGGGUGGUGUAGAUGAUGGAGAAGUAAUGGCCGGUGUAGAUGAUGUUGAGGAGGCGGAUGAUAGAGCCGCAAGGGUGGCGGCGCUGAAGGCCUUGAGUCCCAUCCGUAUUACGAGGGGUUCUCCAGAACUUCGUAUUACCAGUCAAUAUUCCGAUGGUAACAAGCGCGUCGAGUACGCCCAUCAUUUGGAACAGGUCAAGGCCGAAAAACGUCCUCGGUCAUCCCCCAAUCAGGACGAACCUCUCUUCCCUUCGGCGAAACGGACCAAAGGUACUCGUAGUUCGCCUCCCUCUGGUCUGGAGGAAGUGUCUCCCUCUCCCACCAAGGAGCCGAAACGGUCGUUGCGGGAGCAGGAAAGAUUAUGGAAGUUGUUUACCGAUGAGAGGGAGCGAUGGGAGGUCGCAAGUAUCGAUGAGUCGUGUGAUAGAUGUCGUCGCGAAAUCAUCACGUAUGGAAGGUCGAAGUGGCCGUGUCUACGACCGGUCAAACCUCAUAAUCGCGGAUCCCGUUGUGCUUCUUGCACAUCCGGGCCAUGCUCGUUCUGUCCCCCCAGUACCGCUCGGGAUAUUCCUCCUAGGACCUCUGUCCCUCCUUCAACAGCGCGGGACGUACUAGCAACUCCCUUCGUCCCCUACUGGGGGCCUCCUUACACUCCGUCCGACGUCGUUCGCCGCCGUGUCCCCACGGCCCAGGACAAGGAAUUCUCCCCGCCCUCUCCUUCGGCAAACUUCUCCUCUCCCGGCCCUACUUCGCCGUCUCCCGCCGCCCGUCGCCCGCCUGCCUCUCCCGUCGCUGGACCGUCACGUCUUCCUGCCACUCCUUCGGGAGGUCCGUCCCGUCGCACUCCUCGUCGUGCUUCUUCCGCCGCUCUUCGGCCUUCUACUCCUGUGGCUGGCCCAUCUCGUCUCCCGGCUACUCCUUCUGCCGGUCCGUCUCGUCCCACCAGGAGCCGUCCUACUCCUGUCUCAACUCAAGAGGAUUCCCCUCUAAGUCUUCCUCCUGCCCUCGGAACCCGGAGCCGUCAACCAUCUGUUCCUCCUGCUACUGGGCUCCUCACUCCUGCUCCUCCUGUCAAGACUCCUCCUUCGAAAUCUUCAAAAGGGAAAAAUAAGAAAAAGGUCGUCCAAUUCGAACCUGCGGUGGUAGGGAAUGAAAGUACUCAGCUACCAGAGGAAAUCCCUCCUCCCCUCGACCACCCCUACAUUUCCGACGACCCUCGAAUCCCAGAGGAGGAGAAACAAUUGGCUACCUUCCGCUCUCUCAUCAUUGGUUUGACUACGCACUUACAUGCCAAUAGACGAGAUACGGCGAAGCUCCUCGAAUAUUGCAUGAAGCUGGUCUCUGGUAUGAACACUCUCUCCCGGACAAUGGCAACUCUUCUAGAGUCUCCCGAGAGCUCAUGA